Molecule: messenger RNA, 258 nt
Organism: Cordyceps fumosorosea ARSEF 2679
Lineage: Eukaryota; Fungi; Ascomycota; Sordariomycetes; Hypocreales; Cordycipitaceae
Exons: 1
Coding region: 1-258 (85 amino acids)
Source: RefSeq, a predicted model, not a curated record
AUGGAGACGGAAGUCCACCGCCCUGCAACGCAUCGGCCCAGAGCCGUUGAGGUCCACCGCGAUCAGUACUAUUCGCCGCGGCCCGCAGCUGCGGAGCGACCUAGAGUCGUCGAGGUCCGCCGCGACCAGUACUUUGACCAGCGGGCUGUUGUUGCGGAACGACCUAGGGCUGUUGGACUCGGACGCGAUCAGUACCAUGAGCAGCGCCCUGCAGCCGGUGACAGAACGUACCAAUAUGUCAACGUUAGUCGACGCUAA